AUGGAAGGUAUUGUGCAAGCCAUGUCAGAGCAAGAAUCCCCCCCUCUGCGAGUGUGUGGUGUCAAUGGUGUCAAUGGUGCCAAUCUGCCAAGAGAGCUUGUUGAAGUUUUGAAUGAACAGGAUCGCUGUGUUCCACUGCUGGACGUCUAUCCCAUUGAGGAACAAGAUAUUACAGUAAACAAUAUUGCUCAAGCUUUGGAGAAUGGAAGGUUUUUCUAUGACUUUCUCUGGAGAGAAUGGGAUGAUGAUGAAGAAUGCGAAGACUAUGCUGGUCUAAUUGAGAAGCGCAUUCAAUUGUACUAUGACAUUCAGGACGGAAGUAUACCAGGUCCUAUUGGAGAGCGCUUCAAGAAGAUGCUUGAGAAGUACAGGAAUAAACAGUUGGAGCUGAUUGAAUACCAAAACAGCAUAAGAGAUGAUCCUUUACCAGUAGAAGCUGUGGAAUGCUGGAAGAAGUACUAUGAAAUCCUGAUGCUUUGUGGUUUGUUCAAAUUCUGGGAGGAUAUGCGUCUCAGAGCUAUUGGACCAUUCUUUCCAAGAACAUUAAAACGCAGAAAAGGGCAAAGAGCUUCUGGAAAAAUAGUAACUCACAUAGUUGCACAGAUGAUGACUACUGACAUGAUUUUUUUUGUUAAUUCACAUGUUCUUCCACCACCACAACUGAAGAUGGCCAAUAAUCAUAUUCAUGACAACCAAGGAUAUGGAGUCACUAUUUUCUGCCUGAUAAACUAUGUUAUGUACGUGGGGAUGAUGUGGCGUGUACUGCUGGUGGGGAAAAGAGAAUGGGAUCUCCUGCCAAAGACAAUGCAAAAUCUCAGUCUUGCAAUGAAUACUAACAAAUUGGAUGCCAAUACAACGAGAGACAUUGGGCCGAUACCCAAUAGCUAA
This is a messenger RNA of Acipenser ruthenus (sterlet), 888 nucleotides long. Its product is annotated as testicular spindle-associated protein SHCBP1L-like. Gene Ontology annotation, cellular component: meiotic spindle. Bases 1 to 888 code for a protein of 295 amino acids. The transcript has 5 exons. Gene Ontology annotation, biological process: spermatogenesis; male meiosis cytokinesis. NCBI's taxonomy places the organism in Eukaryota, Metazoa, Chordata, Actinopteri, Acipenseriformes, Acipenseridae. The record is from RefSeq and is a predicted model, not a curated record.